Messenger RNA from Ixodes scapularis (black-legged tick), 3261 nucleotides. RefSeq names its product delta-1-pyrroline-5-carboxylate dehydrogenase, mitochondrial (gene P5CDh1). NCBI's taxonomy places the organism in Eukaryota, Metazoa, Arthropoda, Arachnida, Ixodida, Ixodidae. The record is from RefSeq and is a predicted model, not a curated record. The transcript has 14 exons. Gene Ontology annotation, molecular function: L-glutamate gamma-semialdehyde dehydrogenase (NAD+) activity. The coding region runs from base 126 to 1856 and encodes 576 amino acids. Gene Ontology annotation, cellular component: mitochondrial matrix.
GCGCGCCCGAAGAACGCAAUGACGCGGCUCUCCCUAUAAGCAGACGACGUAAUCUGGUGGCGGGCCGUUCCUCUCGUAGUUUGGUACGGUCAACGGUAGUCCUCGGAAGAUACAAAGUUGCAAAAAUGGCCUCCCUCGUCUUAAAACGCUGUCGGAUUCACUGUCUAAUGAGGUUCAACAAACGACUAUCGUCCGCAAAUGCCCUCAGGGUGCGUGCACUCAGCUUUGCCCAGACGGUGGAGGAUUUCAAGGUGGAGAACGAGCCGAUGCUGACGUACCUGCCGGGAAGCCAGGAGCGCAAGCUGCUUCAGGAGGCGCUGGAACGGCUGAAGGACACGUGCACGGACAUCCCCAUAGUGGUUGGAGGCAAGGAGAUCAGGACCUCCGAGCCGCGAUACCACGUGGCCCCAUUUGACCAUUCCAAGAAAGUAGCUAAAUACUACUGGGCAUCAGAGGAAACAAUCCAAGAGGCGAUCAACACCAGCCUGAAGGUGCGGGAAGAAUGGGAGAGCCGCCCCCUCAACGAAAAAGUGCAGCUGUUCCUGAAGGCAGCCGAUCUUGUGAGCAAGAAGUACCGCUACCAGCUCAAUGCUGCCACCAUGAUUGGACAGGGCAAGACAGUCUUCCAGGCCGAAAUUGACUCCGCUGCCGAGCUCGCCGAUUUCCUUAGGUUCAAUGCCUUCUUUGCCAAGGAGCUCACCAAGUAUCAGCCCAUCACAACAGACCCCAAGGUGACGGUGAACCACUACAGGCAACGGGGACUGGAGGGCUUUACAACUGCCAUCUCUCCUUUCAACUUUUCGGCCAUUGGUGGCAACCUGGCCUCUGCACCCACGCUCAUGGGAAAUGUGGUGCUGUGGAAGCCGUCGGACGCAGCAGUGCUGUCCAAUUACCUCAUCUUCAAGAUCUUCGAGGAGGCAGGCUUCCCUCCGGGCGUCAUCAACUUCCUUCCUUCGGAGGGCCGCACCUUUGGGGACGUGACAAGCCGCUCCCCCCACCUGUCCUGCGUCAACUUCACCGGCAGUGUGGCAACCUUCCGGACCAUUUGGAAACAGGUCGCCCAAAACUUGGAUUCCUACGGCAACUUCCCCAGGCUCGUUGGUGAGUGCGGAGGCAAGAACUUCCAUUUCGUGCAUCCUUCGGCCGACCUUCCUACGGUUGUGGCCCAGACGAUUCGCUCCGGCUUCGAAUACAGCGGCCAGAAGUGCUCCGCAGCCGAGCGUGUCUACGUGCCGGACAACCUCUGGCCCAAGUUGCGGGAGCAGUUGCUCGAGGCCCACAAGUCGCUCAAGGUGGGCUCUCCGCUCGAAUUUGACACCUUCACGUCCGCCGUCAUCGAUCGCAAUGCCUUUGACAAGAUCUCGAGCUACCUGAACCACGCCAAAAGUGCGUCCACGCUCAAGGUUCUGGCAGGAGGUGACUGCGAUGACCGGACGGGCUUCUUUGUGCAGCCGACGAUCCUGGAGACGUCAGAUCCCCUGGAUCGCAUCAUGAAGGAGGAGAUCUUUGGCCCCGUGUUCACGGUGUUCGUCUACCCAGAGCGGGAGGUCCAGGGCUGCCUGGCCCUGGCCAGGGACACCGCCCCCUUCGGUCUCACAGCCUCCAUCUUUGGCAGAGACGAGGGCUUCCUCAAGUCUGCGAGUGAAUCUCUCAAGAUGACCGGCGGAAACUUCUACAUCAACGACAAGUCAACAGGGGCCAUCGUUGGACAGCAGCCUUUUGGGGGCUCACGCAUUUCAGGUACAAACGACAAGGCGGGCGGCCCGCACUACCUCCUCCGCUUCAGCUCUGCCCAGACCAUCAAGGAGACCAAGAUACCCCUCACGGACAUCGCUUACCCCUACAUGGCGUCGUAGUGCCGUCAUCCGCCUGGUUCCUUUGUGUCACAUCCACGGGACAUUUGCGCGAGGCUCGACGCCGCCCGUGCACCAGACAGUGAAAGACUGGCUUCGCUCACUCUGUGUGACACGGGAUGAAAGAAACCGUGCCUUUUCCAGCGAUAGCAGCGCGGAAGAUGGAACCUGUUGCCUUUCGAAUGUCUUCCAAUGUUGUGGAAGUUCGACUUUAAUUUGUCUUUACCGUCAUGUGUGUUGGGGGAGUGUAUGCCGAAGAAGGUAGCUCGUUGCAAGACCUGCGAGAUGUCCAAAAAUAUUUCUAGUAAUGUGGAUUGAAUGGCAGCCAUGGUACCGGGCACUUCACACAAAGGAAGGAGAUGCGAAGUUAAUAUUUUAAUGUGUAGCCUUUUUUUUAACGUGCAUCACAUUGUAGGCAAGAAGGGAAAUAGUGUAGGGGAAUGUCUUGAGAAACGACAGCCUAAACGCUUGAAUGGGGAAAUCGAAGAAACGGACGAGACAGUCUUCGUGCAGCUGUGUUUAGACAUCGGUGAAUGGCAAUAAGUGCGCAUUCAAACAAGAAGGAAUGGAAAAAGGAAGAUGCUGCCUUUGCAAUGACUUGACCAAAUGUUUUAAGGCAGGCUAAACCCCUCUAAGGUACAAUGUACUGCUGCAAAAGGAUAUGAGCAACCAAAGAUCCAGCAGGACCACCUUCCCGAGGUUAAAAGAGCUGACUAACUGAGAGAACUCCCAUCCUUUUUUUUUCCCUCUUUUUUUUUUUUAAUUUGCAAAGACACCAAUGCACACGAAAACUAGAGUAUUUUCUACUUUUCUACGCAAUAAUCUUCGGGAGGAGUUUCAGUGCAGUAAUUGAAUAGUAUGGGGUUUCAAAAGAAGUUAUGUGUACGGGGAUUCUUCCACAAGUUUUGCCGGUACAUUCAGUGUGCAAUGUUUUACUGACUUUUACUUUGUAUGCCUUAUAGCAAGUGAUGGCUUUUUUGUGAUGCCCGCAUUACCCUGCUUGGUUUCUUCACGUGUUGGUAAUCUUUAUAUGAGAGUCGCAUUCAUGUAGAUUUCUGUGAAAACACAUUUAAUGUCAAUUUUUGAGUGUGCAAAGCUUGGAACUCAUUUUCUUUUUAAUUUCUUUCUAUAAGCACUGCUAAUGCUUCUGCCCAAAGUUGGCAUUGCCUUCGAUUUUUGUAUGAAAACUCCUGAAAAUACAGUAUGUAAAGAGGUGACUUGGGGUUUACAGAGCACUGUGCUAUUAUCAGCUGCAGUAAUUUAAUGUUUGCUGUCUUUCACCACGAUUCAUUCCAGAAAGCAGACGGACACCUUUCCUUCUUUUGGCUCUGAUCAGAAACAGCAGCAAAGGCUGCUGCUUCUGAUCAUGUACCAUAAAUUAAUAAAACCAAACGUCUUUUGACCACUG